Nyctereutes procyonoides (raccoon dog) is the source of this 1745-nucleotide messenger RNA. It is a transcript of the gene CPA5, whose product is annotated as carboxypeptidase A5. Gene Ontology annotation, biological process: proteolysis. The record is from RefSeq and is a predicted model, not a curated record. Gene Ontology annotation, molecular function: zinc ion binding; metallocarboxypeptidase activity. Bases 139 to 1449 code for a protein of 436 amino acids. The transcript is spliced from 12 exons. NCBI's taxonomy places the organism in Eukaryota, Metazoa, Chordata, Mammalia, Carnivora, Canidae.
UUUCUUUUGGUGGCAGUGGCAUCUGCACCCUUAUGUGUAAGGAGGACAUGGCCCAGGGGAAGUGUGCUGCAUUGUCUUGAGGCCCCCACCAUGCCUGGACGCGAGGAAAGCCCCUGAAGCUUGCCUGAAGGAAGAAGCAUGCAGGGUACCCCUGGAGGAAGUGUGUGCCCUGGCCUGUCCCCUCUGGACAGGUGGACACUCCUUGUCUCCAGUUUUAUUAUGGUAGCAGCUUCGGGCCAAAUGAAUUUCACAGGAGACCAGGUUCUUCGAGUCUUGGCUAAAAAUGAGAAGCAGCUUUCAGUUCUCAGGGAUCUGGAGGGCCUGAAGCCCCAGAAGGUGGACUUCUGGCGUGGCCCGGCCAGGCCCAGCCUCCCUGUGGAUAUGAGAGUUCCUUUCUCUGCACUGAAAGACAUCAAAGCUUUCCUGGAGUCUCAUGGCCUUGCUUAUAGCAUCAUGAUAAAGGACAUCCAGGUGCUGCUGGACAAGGAGAGAGAAGCCAUGGCGAGGUCCCGCCGGUUGGAGCGCAGCACCAGUAGCUUCAGCUACUCCUCUUACCACACUCUGGAGGAGAUAUAUAGCUGGAUUGACAACUUUGUAACUGAGCAUUCAGAUAUUGUCUCAAAAAUUCGGAUUGGCCACAGCUUUGAAAAUCGGUCCAUUCUUGUUCUGAAGUUCAGCACUGGAGGUUCUCAGCGCCGGGCCAUCUGGAUCGACACCGGAAUCCACUCCCGGGAGUGGAUCACCCAUGCCACUGGCAUCUGGACAGCCAAGAAGAUUGUCAAUGAAUAUGGCAAAGACCGCACCCUGACAAACAUACUGAAUGCCAUGGACAUCUUCAUGGAGAUUGUCACCAACCCUGAUGGGUUUGCAUUUACCCACAGCAUGAACCGCCUGUGGCGGAAGAACAAGUCUACUCGACCUGGAGUCUUCUGCAUUGGUGUGGAUCUUAACAGGAACUGGAAGUCGGGCUUUGGAGGAAAUGGUUCUAAUAACAACCCCUGCUCAGAGACUUAUCAUGGGCCUUCCGCUCAGUCGGAGCCGGAGGUGGCUGCCAUUGUGGACUUUAUCACUGCCCAUGGGAAUAUCAAGGCUCUGAUCUCCAUUCACAGCUACUCUCAGAUGCUCAUGUACCCUUAUGGCCACUCACUGGAGCCUGUUCCAAACCAGAAGGAGUUGUACAAUCUUGCCAAGGACGCAGUGCAGGCCCUGUAUCAAGUCCACGGGAUCGAGUACAUUUAUGGCAGCAUCAGCACCACCCUCUACAUGGCCAGUGGGAUCACCGUCGACUGGGCCUAUGACAAUGGCAUCAAGUACUCCUUCACCUUCGAGCUCCGGGACACGGGGCGCUACGGCUUCCUGCUGCCGGCCUCUCAGAUCAUCCCCACGGCCCAGGAGACGUGGCUGGCGCUUCGGACCAUCAUGGAGCACACCCUGAAUCACCCCUACUAGCAACAGCACUGAGGGCAGAGCGGGAGCGUUCGUUUCCUACCCCCAGGCCUGAGAGGCUCUUCCUGAAGCCCAAGUUGUAUAUCCUCUUCCCCACACACUUACCCUGGCCCCUUAGCAAAUAAAUACGAGUUUGAACAGGCUUGGCGGCCUCUGGUGCUGGCCACCGAUGCCUUUGGGCAGCUUGAAAUGCCUCUUCACACCUCAGGAAUUCAGGAGGCUGAGGGGGCUAGCAGACCUCGUAUUUCUUCCUCCUGCAAUGUUCUCCAGGCCCAGAACAGAUAACUCAGUGUCCGGGA